AUGGAAAGAAUCGAAAAUUGCUCAAAACGAAAGUGAAAAUCUGUCGGCACUGUAAUUUGUGCAGCACAUGUAUUCAAAGACUCUGGAGAAGUCAAUGUAGUUUUGAAUGUUGACGACCUUAUUAAUGAUAUUAUUCGUUGCCCUGGUCGCACAACAUCUUCUAGCGUUAUUUCAUAUAACCCUUCAUAUGAAGCUAUUUCAGAUCACAAAAGAAGAGAAAGCUUGUUUGACCAUAUAAGACGAGGGAGUAAAUCUGAUAUAAUUUCGAUUGAAAAACUUAUCUCAAAUGACCCCAGAAAAUUCCUUGUUAGUCCUACAAAUGAAAAUUCAUUUUUAAAUAAACGAAAUGUGUCAGGAAAGACGCCACUUUAUGAAGCUUCGUUAAAUGGAUAUCCUGAAAUAAUAAAAUUAUUAAUGGAUUUCGGUGCAAAUCCAUUGAUUAAAAGUCAAGUGGAUGGAAAUGAAAUGGAAAGCUGUCUAGAUGUGGCGUGCAGAUGGGGAAAUAUAAAAGCUGUAGAAGUUUUAUUGAAUUUCUCAAAGUGAAAGAAGAAAGAUAUUUCAAAAGCGAGGAAAUUAACUUCAAACCCAGAAAUAAGGCUUCUGCUAUCAAAUUACAAUAGAAGAUUUUCAAACUACACAGUUUGCUGUUAA
Molecule: messenger RNA, 651 nt
Organism: Blepharisma stoltei
Lineage: Eukaryota; Ciliophora; Heterotrichea; Heterotrichida; Blepharismidae
Source: the annotation of a GenBank genome assembly